AACACGUCAGUACCCUUUGCCCUGGAAGCUGUUUACAUUUCCACACCCGCAGGCUGGGUGUCAACAUGUAGUUCGUGUGCAUUACAUUUACAUUACAUCAAACCUGCUUUUUUUUUAAGUAUAUUUAUUUAUUUCAACAACUGACUCUUGAACAAAUGGACGACAUCUUAAAUCCGGAAAAUGAAGGAGAUCUUCAGGAUCAAAUUGAAGAGGUCGAGGCUUUGUCUUCCAUCUAUGGAGAUGAAUGGUGUGUUAUAGAUGAAGCAUCCAGAAUAUUUUGCAUCAAAAUAUCCAAUGAUUUAGAGGAGCCACAACUGACAGCGUGUUUGCAGACAAUUCUCCCACCUGAUUAUCCAAGUGCCGCACCGCCCAUCUAUCAGAUCAAUGCCGCGUGGUUGCGAGGCCUCGAGAGGACAAAAUUGGCAAACAGCCUGGAAGACCUCUACGUGCAGCAUGUGGGAGAGAGCAUCCUCUACCUGUGGGUGGAGAAAAUCCGAGAAUUCCUUGUGGAGAAAUCCCAGAGCUCAGAAACAGUGGAUCAACCAGAGAAGGUGAACAUGACAGCUGAGGAAGACGUGGAUGAAGAAGAAGAAGACAUACCAGACUACAGGACUCUCAAGCUGAACACAGAAAAUGCACAUAUGUUCAUGCAUCAUGAAAACGGUGAAGAGGUACCUCUUAUUAAACACGGAAGUACCAUCACAGACCGACGCAGUACCUUCCAGCCUCACUUAGCACCCUUGGUGACUCCCAGACAGGUUAAAAUGGUCCUGGAGAAGCUGUAUGAGAACAAGAAGAUUGCUAGUGCCACUCAUAAUAUAUAUGCAUACAGGAUAUACUGCGAGGACAAACACAGCUUCCUGCAAGACUGCGAGGAUGACGGCGAGACAGCCGCGGGGGGGAGAUUGCUCCAUUUACUAUUCUGGACGUGCAUAAUGUCCUGGUGGUCGUGUCUCGAUGGUAUGGAGGUAUUUUGUUGGGUCCUGACCGCUUCAAACACAUCAACAACUGUGCUAGAAACAUCCUGGUGGAGGAAGGAUACACUGCCUCCACGGAUGACGCCACCAAAUCUGGAGCGAAGACCAAAAGGCCAAAAAGCAAGAAGACAAAAUGAAUUUCAGAGGAAGAAACGAAGGCUUUUAUUCAAACACAUUUCCAGUCCUGUGAAAAGGCCGGUUCAGAUGUGUCUUAAUAGAGACAAACAGGAAUUUCUUGGACUUACAAAUAAUUUAUUCAAAAUGACAAUGCUAUUAAAUAUCUUUAAGCAACCUUGAAUUAUUUCAGCUGAUCACUUUAACUUUUCACUGGGAAGCCUUGAAAUGAUAUGUUUACAGUUCAUGUUUUCAUUAAAACAAUCAAACCCG
Cottoperca gobio is the source of this 1364-nucleotide messenger RNA. RefSeq names its product impact RWD domain protein (gene impact). Lineage: Eukaryota; Metazoa; Chordata; Actinopteri; Perciformes; Bovichtidae. The record is from RefSeq and is a predicted model, not a curated record. Gene Ontology annotation, biological process: GCN2-mediated signaling; regulation of translational initiation. The coding region runs from base 156 to 1274 and encodes 372 amino acids. Gene Ontology annotation, cellular component: cytoplasm. The transcript is spliced from 11 exons. Gene Ontology annotation, molecular function: protein binding.